AUAUGAUAUGUAAUUUUUCAAUUUUUGUGAUACGUCAACCUUAGAGUAGUCGGCAACUUUUAUUUAAAUAAUUAUGAAUGUACAAAUAAUUAUAACAAUUUCUUUAUCAAUUUUAUUUAGUCUCAUUAAGGCAGAAUGGAACACCAGAGAUUAUAUGAAACGAGAGCAUUCUUUAAUAAAACCUUAUCAAGCGUCUGGGAUGGGUAUCCCGUUUUGGGACUUUAUGGGUAGCACAAUGGUAACUAAUAAUUAUAUUCGAGUCACCCCCGAUUUGCAGUCUAAAACUGGAGCAGUGUGGAAUACCAUUCCCGUAUUUGUACGGAACUGGGACUUACAAGUACAUUAUAAGGUGCACGGAAAAGGUAAAGAUCUUUUCGGCGACGGUUUAGCAAUUUGGUAUGCUAGAGAUCGUAUGGAAGCGGGUCCGGUGUUUGGAAAUAAAGACUUCUUCCACGGUCUUGCAGUUAUAUUAGAUACCUACAGUAAUCACAAUGGCCCACACAAUCAUCAACAUCCGUACAUUUCGGCGAUGGUGAACAAUGGAACUUUACAUUAUGAUCAUGAUAGAGAUGGUACGCAUACGCAGGUUGCUGGAUGUGAAGCGAAGUUUAGAAAUCUGGAGCAUGAUACGCAUAUUUCCAUUAAGUAUGAAAGGGACGUUUUAACAGUGUCUACAGAUAUAGAAAACAAGGCGGCGUGGAAGGAGUGUUUCCAAGUUAAAGGUAUAAAACUUCCAACCGGUUAUUUUAUCGGCGUUAGUUCUACGACCGGUGAUUUAUCAGAUAAUCAUGAUAUCUUAUCAAUUCGUUUCUACGAACUUGAUUUACCGGAUGAUCCUCACAGUAAUGAAGACAGAUCGGGAAUUUUACCAUCGGCAACCUAUUUUGAACCGCCACGUGAUCACACUGAAGAUCCGAAACCAUCCUCGUUGUCUGGGAUUAAAAUAUUUUUGUUGAUGAUGAUCGGGUGUAUAGCGGUUGUAGCAUGUGUUGUUAUCGGUAUCAUGUUUUACCAGAAGCAGCAAGAGCAUGGUAGGAGAAGAUUCUAUUAAGUGCCAAUAAAUACAGACUUUUUUUAAUAAGCCAAAGUGAACAGUGUUUUGUUUUGAAACUCUUUGCCACUGAAGAAUGUCUCUGCCUUAUUAGUUUUUUUUAAUGAAAGUAUCUAUUAGCAUUUGAGAUGAGCUUUUAACAACAGAUUCCCAGACAUUCCUUAGUGGCAAAGUAGUAUACCAGCUUGAUAAUUGCUAUAACUGCGGAGUAAUAAGACUUUUUAAUUAAACCAUGGUUGUCAGUAAAACAAUUUUCAUUGUUAUUCAUUUACGUAAGGAUACCUGCUAUGCAUUUGAGAAUUGGGACUGUAUGAAUGAGAUAUUAAUUAUUAAUAUCGAUUCUAUUGAUAGAACUAUUGUAUAAUUAUAAAGAAUAAUUUAUGUACAGCUAAGUAGAAACGAAAUAUUUUUGCAUUACUAAUUCUAGUUCACAAACGUUGAUACCUGUGAAGUGCAAGAAUUUACCCUCACAUCCAUACGAAAACAAGAUGAAUUUAUUCCUGUUAAUGUAUUGUACAUAUUAGCAUUAAGGUAUGUAAGUCUGUUGGUUUUUAUAGACUGUGUUUAAUUAACAGAUAAGUAUGGCCAAAAAUAUUUUGUGAUUGGGUAAAAUAAAUAAAUUUUAAUAUA
Photinus pyralis (common eastern firefly) is the source of this 1681-nucleotide messenger RNA. RefSeq names its product vesicular integral-membrane protein VIP36. Gene Ontology annotation, biological process: endoplasmic reticulum organization; endoplasmic reticulum to Golgi vesicle-mediated transport; Golgi organization. Gene Ontology annotation, molecular function: D-mannose binding. The record is from RefSeq and is a predicted model, not a curated record. The transcript is spliced from 6 exons. Bases 74 to 1051 code for a protein of 325 amino acids. Gene Ontology annotation, cellular component: endoplasmic reticulum-Golgi intermediate compartment; COPII-coated ER to Golgi transport vesicle; Golgi membrane. Lineage: Eukaryota; Metazoa; Arthropoda; Insecta; Coleoptera; Lampyridae.